Messenger RNA from Thermochaetoides thermophila DSM 1495, 1053 nucleotides. RefSeq names its product putative vacuolar protein sorting-associated protein. Gene Ontology annotation, cellular component: Golgi cisterna; trans-Golgi network; cytosol. Gene Ontology annotation, biological process: Golgi organization; Golgi vesicle budding; retrograde vesicle-mediated transport, Golgi to endoplasmic reticulum. Gene Ontology annotation, molecular function: phosphatidylinositol-4-phosphate binding. The transcript is spliced from 4 exons. Bases 1 to 1053 code for a protein of 350 amino acids. The record is from RefSeq and is a predicted model, not a curated record. Lineage: Eukaryota; Fungi; Ascomycota; Sordariomycetes; Sordariales; Chaetomiaceae.
AUGGCGACGACCACAACGUCCGGCCUGACGCGGCGCAGGGGAGCAGGGGGCGGCGGCGCGGGGUCAGGGGCAGGAUCGGGCGCGGAUGAGGAACGGCGCGCCACCCCGUCCAUUGGGCCGCCGAUUACGAGCUACGAGAACGGCGAGAGUGGGCAUCGCAUCGCCUAUGACCCCCACGACAUCAGCGAGAGCGCUGAACGCAGCAAGCAGCCCAAGCUUACCCUCAUGGAGGAGGUGCUGCUGCUGGGGCUGAAGGAUAAGCAGGGCUAUCUCUCUUUCUGGAAUGACAAUAUUUCAUACGCGCUGCGCGGCUGCAUUGUCCUCGAGCUGGCCUUCCGUGGCCGUAUAGCCAUGCAGAAGAACCCCUCGCGCCGUAGUUUCCCCCUGCCCGAUCGCAUCAUCGAGGUUAUCGAUGACACCCUCACCGGCGAAGUGCUGCUGGAUGAGGCCCUCAAAAUGAUGAAGACGAGCGAAAAGAUGAGCGUGAGCAACUGGAUCGACCUCAUGAGCGGUGAAACAUGGAACCUCAUGAAGAUUGGCUACCAGCUCAAGCAAGUACGCGAGCGCCUGGCCAAGGGCCUUGUUGACAAGGGCAUUCUGCGUACCGAGAAGCGCAACUUCCUGCUCUUCGAUAUGGCCACACACCCCGUCGUCGAUACCGGCGCGAAGGAGGACAUCCGCCGGCGCGUGCGCAACGUGCUGACGCAGCGCACCGUCGUGCUGAACCCAUCACAGUGGCUGCCCGAGGGCCUCGAGUUCCGCUACCUGCGCACCGUCGCCAUGGUGUGCGCCGCGUACGCGGCCAACGUGCUCGAGAACGCUCUGUCCACGCUCGGCCACGAGGCUCGCGAGCGCGCCUUCAACCAGACCGAUGAGCUGCUUGCGGAUUACAGCCAGUGGCCAUUUGGCCGGAAGGCUGUGCAUAAUGAGAUCGGGGAGAACCUCCCACAGGUGAUUGCUGAGGAAGUCAACAAGUACCCCGAGAGGGAACUCCAGCUGGAGGUCGUUGCCGCCUGCCUCGCUGUCUUCACCCGCCUCGACUCGCUGCUCUGA